CAUCUUCUCAACAACAACUCUUUGUCUAUAAUCCACUCUUCCCACACACCAACAACCUUCAAGAUGCGUUACUCUCUCGCCUUCGUUGCUGCUCUUACCGCCACCGUCCAGGCCCACGGUGUCAUCACCUCCAUCCAGGGUGCCAACGGUGUCACCAUGCCCGGUCUUUCGGUCGCUGAUGGCACUCCUCGUGACUGCGCCUCGCCCGCUUGCGGCUCUGAGGUCGACACUUCCAUCAUCCGUGCCAAGGAGGCUGGCGGCAAGGCUUCGGCUCUUGGACGCACAAAGGCUGGCGCUGUCGACGCUGGAGCGGCCAUUGCCAAGUUCAUGGGCACUGGCGCUGCUGGUGCGGCUGGCGGUGCGGCUGGUGGUGCCGGUGCUGGUGCCGGUGCGACCGCAGCAACCAAGGCUGGAGCUGCAAAGGCUGGCGCGGCCAAGGCUGGUGCUGCUGCGACCAAGCGUGGUCUUCUCGACGGCAUUCUCGGUGGCGCCGGCGGAGCUGCUGGCGGAGCCGGAGCUGGUACCAAGACGGCCAAGGGCACGACUGAGCAGGGUGUUGCUGCCUCUGCCGGUGCCGGUGCCUCUUCUGGUCUCCCUACCACUGCCGACGAUGGCACCAUCACCAUGACCUUCCACCAAGUCAACCAGGACGGUGCCGGUCCUCUCUCUGCCCAGAUCGACCCCACUUCCGGUGGAACUGACCCUGCUGCCUUCAAGAACGCCCAGGUCACCCAGAACGUUCCCGGUAUCGGUAUUGGAGGUCUCUCUGCUGCUUCCACCACCGACUUCCCCGUCAAGGUCCAGAUGCCUGCUGGUAUGACUUGCCAGGGCACAGCCGGUGGCGCCACCAACGUCUGCGUUGUCCGCAUGCAGAACAAGGCGCUUGCCGGUCCCUUUGGUGGCUCCGCAGCUUUCACCCAGAGCACCGCCGCCAGGAAGAGGGCUAUCGAGUACAACCUCCGCAAGCGCCACAUGGCCCGUGGUAUCCUCGGCAAGGCUGACCUCGAGUAAAUGGAAGCAGUGUUCUCCAUGUCGACAAGCAAUACACAUUCUCAAAUACUCGGUCAAGAGCUGUAUAGAUGGUAAAAUUUUGAGGAUGGGUGUGUGUUAGUGAUUUGCUGUGCAAAUCACUCGACAAUGAAGACAGGAUAAUAGUACACCAAGAGCGGGUGCUGGAGUAAGUCGGGCCAUUGAAACCUUGUUUCGAUUGCCCGCGCUUCCUUCACGUACAUAACUGACCUACGAUACCCUCCUUAGACGAGCAGUUUGAUUUUUGGUUCUGUAAUUAGAUGGAUGGAAUUGUCAAGAAAGUGCUUUUUUCCUGGACGUUACCGAUAGGAGAGGCACUAGGAGGAACCCUGUAAAUAGCGAUUGAAUAACG
Molecule: messenger RNA, 1381 nt
Organism: Exserohilum turcica Et28A
Lineage: Eukaryota; Fungi; Ascomycota; Dothideomycetes; Pleosporales; Pleosporaceae
Exons: 1
Coding region: 64-1011 (315 amino acids)
Source: RefSeq, a predicted model, not a curated record